UAUCAGGCGAAGCUGAAAUCGGCGCCAUUGUUGACGCAGAGUAUUACUACGGCGAUACUCUUCGCAACCGGCGACGUCAUGGCUCAACAAGGUGUUGAAAAAGUCGGACUCGACAAUCACAAUUUUGCGCGAACGGGUCGCAUGGCUCUAUACGGCGGCGCAUUCUUCGGCCCCGCAGCAACCACCUGGUAUGGCUUCCUCCAACGCCGAAUCAACCUUUCCUCCACAAACACCACCAUCCUCGCGCGUGUCGGCUGCGACCAAUUCAUCUUCGCACCCAUCAACAUGGGGAUAUUUCUCUCCUCAAUGGCGUACCUCGAAGGCUCGGAUCCGAAGGCGAAACUGCAGAAAGCGUAUAAGCCUGGCAUGAUUAAUAACUUUCUGCUGUGGCCUUGGGUGCAGGCUGUGAAUUUCAAGUACGUCCCGCUAGAGCAUAGGGUGUUGGUUGUGAAUUUUGUGGCGCUUGGUUGGAAUUGCUACCUCAGCUACCUCAAUAGUGGAGGGGGAGAGAUUGGACCCGCGGGCGGCAAAGAGAAAGAGCUUCCUUCCUCUUAA
This is a messenger RNA of Lindgomyces ingoldianus, 555 nucleotides long. RefSeq lists its product as uncharacterized. NCBI's taxonomy places the organism in Eukaryota, Fungi, Ascomycota, Dothideomycetes, Pleosporales, Lindgomycetaceae. The transcript is spliced from 4 exons. Gene Ontology annotation, cellular component: cytoplasm; mitochondrion; membrane. The annotation marks the transcript as partial. The record is from RefSeq and is a predicted model, not a curated record.